This is a messenger RNA of Drosophila virilis, 1647 nucleotides long. It is a transcript of the gene spab, whose product is annotated as space blanket. NCBI's taxonomy places the organism in Eukaryota, Metazoa, Arthropoda, Insecta, Diptera, Drosophilidae. The record is from RefSeq and is a predicted model, not a curated record.
CAGCUGCCGACAGCCGACAGGUGUUGGCCGUCAGUCGCUGAAAGGACACACAAGCAGCAGAGCUCAACUUUGCGAAAACGAAACGAACUGUUGCAGCCGCUGGCGAUGUGGUACUAGCAUAGCGUAAAAUGAGACGCAUUCCGGUGUGGGCCGCCAUGGCCCAACUUGUGCUGCUCGGCCUGGCCAUGCAGCUGGGCGCCAACGCAUCCUCGUCGCCGCCAGCCGGCGCCUGGCAGCGUUCGCUCUUUGGACGCAAUUCGCGCAAUUUGUUGCAUCGCAGCGCGGCGCCCGAUGUGGGCGCCAAUGUGGGCGGCGUUGGCACAUUUGAUAUGUUUGCCGGCAAUCUGAACAAUGCGGGCUACAAUAACGAAUACGGCCAAUUGUUUGCCAUGGACCAGCAGCAGCAGCAGCCGCAACCGCAGCCGCAGCAACAGCAAAGUCAGCCGGAAAAACAACAGCCACAGCCGCCGCUGUCCGCGCAACUGCGUCAGCCACAGGCCGAGGUCUACGGGAUUGUGGAGCCCCUGAUUGAGGACACGCCCUGCGCGAAUCGCGCCUGCCUGCUGAACGAUGAUUGCUGUCCCACUGGGGUCUGCGUUCACACAUAUGGCGAGGGCAAGUGCGUUUACGUGUUUGGCCACCAGCGGAAUCUGUGCCAACGGCACGCGGACUGCGCGCCGGGCAGCGCCUGCAUGCUGGCCACCCAGGAGGGCAUUUGGCGCUGCGAGGCGGAGGCUCCGCUAAUGCCGGAUGUGCUGCAUGUGCGGCCCAAGCAGCCGCUGGGCAGCGAAUGCAGCAGCACCAGCGACUGUCAAGUAAUCAACGGCAUGUGUUGCCAGCGUCAGCGUUUGCAUCAUCGCGGCUCGUCGAAGCUGAGCUGCGGCUACUUUCGCGAUGCCUUCGACUGCGUGGAUGUGACCCAAGAGCACAUGGCCAGCGUUUUUCAGCAGCGCCACAACUGAGCAAAAGGCGGCAAAUCGAAGAAGCAUAAAGAAAAUGAAUAUGAAAAUCUUUCACUGAAGACAACUUAAAGGCCACGGCAAACGUUUAAAGGAAUUAUAUUAUAAAUGAAACAUAUCAAAUGUUCAACAAAUGCAUAUCAUUCUUGUUGUUAACAUAAACAAAUAUAUACAAAAAUAUCUAAAAUUAACUCAAUUAAAUUAUAUUCAACACAAUUAUAAUAAUCAAACGGGAUUUUCAGUGUUUUUCGUAGAAUUAAUUAUAUUAAUCAGACAACAAAAUAAAUAUGAAAUUUAAAGAAAAUAUAUAUAUAUAUUAAAUACUGACUGAGGCAUUCAAUGUUAUAACAGCAAGUAUUAAACACAACAAUUUUAUUCGCAAAAGUCUUAAUGUUAUUAUCCAAAAAUAUACUCAAUUACAAAUUAAUUAAAAAUGAAUAUUGAAAUUAAUAAAUUAAUUAACUAACAUAUGUAGCCAAAGACCAUAACCGAAUUGUGAACUGUACCUUUUCAAGCACUUUGCGUUCCCCAUUCGCAUCAAGUCAAGUCAAACAAUAUAUACAUACAUAUAUGUAUAUGUAUCUAUACAUAUUUAAUAUGAAGCCUAUGUAAAUGUAUUUUAUAAAAACCCUUCAAAAAUGUUAAUGAAGAAUUAAAGUCAUCAAAUAAAGACAACAAGUGUAAGGCA